Molecule: messenger RNA, 1286 nt
Organism: Solanum stenotomum
Lineage: Eukaryota; Viridiplantae; Streptophyta; Magnoliopsida; Solanales; Solanaceae
Product: mitogen-activated protein kinase 9-like
Exons: 4
Coding region: 91-516 (141 amino acids)
Biological process (GO): protein phosphorylation; intracellular signal transduction; glycolytic process
Cellular component (GO): cytosol; cytoplasm; nucleus
Molecular function (GO): glucose-6-phosphate isomerase activity; monosaccharide binding; MAP kinase activity
Source: RefSeq, a predicted model, not a curated record
AUGAUGUGACAUGUACUAUCACUGAGAGUUCUCUAUUUGUAGUACACUCCUGCUGUUGAUAUUUGGAGCAUAGGAUGCUUAUUUGCAGAAAUGCUCACUGGAAAACCAUUAUUUCCUGGAAAGAAUGUAGUGCAUCAAUUAGACCUUAUGACUGAUUUGCUGGGAACACCUCCUCCUGAAACCAUUGCAAAGAUUAGAAAUGAAAAGGCAAGAAGAUACCUCGGUAACAUGCGGAAAAAACCACCAGUUCCAUAUGCUCAAAAGUUUCCACAUGUGGAUCCUUUGGCUUUGCGCCUACUUGAACGCAUUCUUGCAUUUGACCCUAAAGAUAGACCAUCUGCAGAGGAGGCUCUGGCUGAUCCUUAUUUCAGUAGUUUGUCGAAUGUGGACCGUGAACCAUCUACUCACCCAAUAUCAAAGCUUGAGUUUGAAUUUGAGAGGAGAAAGUUGGCAAAAGAAGAUGUUAGAGAGCUCAUUUAUCGGGAGAUAUUAAAAUAUCAUCCUCAGAUGUUUUAGGAGUAUAUUCGUGGUGGAGAUUAGACUAGUGGGUUUAUGUACCCAAGGUUAGGAGACACCUAAAUCUUGCUCCACUUAAUUUAUGUUCUUUUCUAAUAGCUUUUUUCUGCCUCAUUUCCUUGCAUUAAAAGCUGAUUGUUUAGUUUAGUUAGAACAAAAAAUUACUUGUUUUUUAGUUUACUCCAGUGGUCGCGAAAACUAUGAUGCAUCUUUGGAGGGCAUUGACAACUCUUUCCAAAAUGGAAGUAACCUCAAGUUAAUACUAUACAAAAGCAUUUUCUUUCGUUGAAGGGCUGCGACAGCUAAUUCACAAUAUAUAUGGUGUGUUAGUGUGUAAUGUGUUGUGCAUAUGUAUCUGCUUGACUGCUCCUACUUUGUGUACAUAUUGCAAUAAAUGUUUUGUACUACUCUUUGAAAAAUAUUUUCUGAUGGUAUUUCUUUUGUGUCAAUUUAGUGGUGUUAGUACAAUGCAUAGAUAAGCAAGAGUGCACCUUUGCUUAAACUGGUGCUACACAACAUCAAAGCCAAUGGAAAUACCUUGACUUAAUCCUAUCCCUUAUUCUUGCAUCUGUAGUUAUCAUGAUGAUAUUGUUCUCUUAUUUGACAAGCACUAAUGAGGUUCUCCACUGAACUGUUUUCUUCUCAUUAAGAGUGUAGAUAAAGUCAAACGAUGCUAAAGAACUUGUGCUGAAAAUUUAAUUAUGAAGGAUUUAAAUAUAAAUUAUUUUUUACAUAGUUCAUAAUAAGUCUUCCUUAUUGUAUACAUGUGU